Molecule: messenger RNA, 2459 nt
Organism: Balaenoptera ricei (Rice's whale)
Lineage: Eukaryota; Metazoa; Chordata; Mammalia; Artiodactyla; Balaenopteridae
Gene: FANCE
Product: FA complementation group E
Exons: 10
Coding region: 225-1853 (542 amino acids)
Biological process (GO): interstrand cross-link repair
Cellular component (GO): Fanconi anaemia nuclear complex
Source: RefSeq, a predicted model, not a curated record
ACUGCUAUCCUCCUCCUUGCCCCUUCCGGCCUGCCCUUGUGCCCAGCCGCAGCCGCACUUCCCCGUUCCUUUCCUUCCUGACAUCUCUAAUCUCGCGCUCUGGCGGGGUGCGAGUCCGAGAGCCUCCCCGAACGCUGAGGAGGGAAUGUGGCGCGCGCGGGAAGGGGCCGGCCGCAGCAUCAGGGCCGGCGCUGUCGUCCACCUCCCUUUCCCUGGCCCCGGGCAUGGAGGCCCCAGAGGCGGCACCGGCUCAGGCUGAGGGCGCGGAGCCGGCGCCCUGGGCGCACCUAGAGGCCCCCGCCCGCCUCCUGCUGCAGGCGCUGCAGGCGGGGCCCGACGGGGCGCGGCGCGGCUUGGGAGUGCUGCGGGCUCUGAGCGGCCGCGGCGGGGAGCCCUUCGGCUGGGACCGCGUCUUCGAGGCGCUGUGCCGGGAGGAGCCCGUCGUGGAGGGCCCGGACUGUCGCCUGGAGCUGAAACCACUGCUGCUGCGAUUGCCCCCGUUAUGCCAGAGGAACCUGAUGUCCCUGCUGAUGGCUGUUUGGCCGUCGCUGCCUGAAAGCAGUCUCCUCCCUGUGCUGCAGAUUGUGCAGCGGGAUCCAAGCCCCGACCCUGAUCCCUGGCUCCGGGCCCUUGGGGAAUUUCUGCGAAGGGAUCUGGGUGUUGGGGUCUCCAUUGAGGGAGCGUCCCCGCUGUCUAAAAGGUGCCAGAGACAGCUCCGAGGCCUGUGUAGGCAGCUGGGCCAAGGGGGCAGGAAGUUGAAGUUGCCCCAGGCUCCAGAUCCUGAAGGGAAAGAAGAGCAGGAGGAGGUUGAGGACUCCCAGCGGCCUGGGAAACGCAGAAAGGAACGGGAGGAGGAGCCUGCCAGUCCUGAGGGGGGGAGGGCCCCCAAAAGGCUCCGGUGUUUGGAAAAGGAAGAAGAAGAAAGUCAUGAGGAAAAGAGACCUGAACAUGAAACUUUGGAAUCCCUGGCCAGUGGAGGAGGUGCAUCAUCCAUUAAGAACCAGCCUGCUUUGGGGCCUAAGCCCAGUGAGGCUGGUCAGAGUCUAGAGGAUGCUAAGUGCCUACCUGAGAGUUUGGAGUUGCCCAGAGCUAUCCAGGAACAAGUUCCCAGGCUGCAGCAGCUGCUCAAGACCCUCGGGAAGGGGUUGGAAGGGCUGGAGGGCACCCCACCAGUUGAGCUGCAGCUUCUCCACGAAUGCAGUCCUGGCCAGGUGGACCUGGUGUGUGCCCAGCUGCAGCUCCCGCAGCUCUCGGACACAGGUCUCCUGCAGCUCUGCACCUGGUUGCUGGCCCUUUCACCAGACCUCAGCCUCAGCAACGCUACUGUGCUGACCAGGAGCCUCUUCCUUGGACGGAUUCUCUCGCUGACUUCCUCAGCCUCCCGCUUGCUCACAACUGCCCUGACCUCCUUCUGUACUAAGUACACCUACGCCGUCUGCAGAGCCCUCCUUGGACCUGUGCUCCAAGCCCCAGGAACAGGUCCAGCUCAAACAGAGUUACUGUGUUGCCUGACAAAGGACGAGGCCCUGGAGCCGGACAUGCAGGCUCUAAUGCUGGGACAGAUCUUGGAGCUGCCCUGGAAGGAAGAGACUUUCUUGGUGUUGCAGUCACUCCUGGAGCGGCAGGUGGAGAUGCCCUCUGAGAAGUUCAGUGUGUUGAUGGAGAAACUCUGUAAAGAGGGGCCAGCAGCCACCACGUCCAUGGCCUAUGCCAAGCUCAUGCUGACAGUGAUAACCAAGUAUCAGGCCAAUAUCAGUGAGCCCCAGAGGCUGGGCCUGGCUGCAGCUCUGGAGCUCAAUACCACUUUCCUGAGGAAGUCCCUGCAGGCCGCCCUGAGACAUCUGGCCCCCUGACCAUCCACCAAGGGACCACCCUCCCGGACCUCCCUCAUCAGAUUCCCGAAGGACACUUCUCUGCCCUGAGCACCUCACCCUGCCCCUUGCCUGGGGGUCAGGGCUGAGCCUGGCCAUCCCAGGGGUCAACUGCCUCCCUGCUCCAGGCUGCAGAGAGGCCAUCUGGGCCUCCCAGCCAGCAGGAAGGGUCUGGGGCUAAGGGGGCUGGGUGAGUUGUAUUACCAAGAGCUGCUGAGCCUGGGCUGCCUCCUUGUCAUUUCUACCUCAGGCUGUGGGGACAGACACUUUAAGAUAGGCAUCAGACUUCCUUGAUGGUCCAGCGGUUAAGACUCCGCACUUCCAUUGCAGGGGACGAGGGUUGGAUUCCUGGUUGGGGGAGUUCCGCAUGCCGUGACAUGUGGCCAAAAUAUAAUAAUAAUAAAUAAAAUAGGAGUUAAGAUAGGCCUCAAUAGGGUCAAAGCAGACCCAGAGUGGACGACAGUGAUGCUCCAGGAGCCCCGGGAGACCUGUAUGCUUAGCACAAAUCUCUUGUGCUCAAGUGUAUGUUAUGAUCCUCUGUGUUGUUUCUGACUUGAAUAAUAAUUUAUCAGUGGUAUUUCAUAAAAA